AUGAGUCAACCCUGGAGGAGAGGCGUGCGCGCUCUGUCCUGGACCCGAGUCCUGCCGCCCCGCGCGCGACAGGGGCUGUCGGCAUCCCAGACAAGAUGCGUCCAGAUUCGCGCCGCUCCCGCCGAACAGCCUGCCUCUGUUAAUGGAGAUCACCUCCCCGUCGUAGCGACACCCAAUUCGGCGCAGUCGUCCGAUGCCCGGUUCGAUGUCAUCGGUGCGCCGUACUCGAUGUUGUCCGUCUCCCUGUCCGCUUCACAGAACCUGUACACCCGGCGAGGGACAUUGGUUGGGUUGAGUGGGAAGGCAGAUAAUGUGUCUUCAGCGAGCCCCGUGACCGCCCUGGUCUCCGUCCGUUCUCCCGUCACCUCCUUCGCCGUCGUUCACCUCAACGGCUCCGUGGAUUGGAUGGUGGCUCAAAGACGCGCAUUGCUAGCCUGGACUGGUCGCUCGCUGUCUAUCCGUCCGACCAUCAACACAAGCCUGAGCAUCGCCCACUGGGGCAGCUCCGAGGUCACCGGAAGAGGUCUGCUAGCAUUGGUGGGAACAGGCCAGCUGUACUCCGUCGAGCUCAAGGCCGGAGAGCAAUACAUCGUGCACCCCAGCAAUGUCGUGGCAUACACCAUGUCCUCCAACCCCCCUCGUCCCUACCGCUUCAAAUCCACCACCCUGAAGUUCCAAGUCCCGGGCCUCAAGAGCCUGCCGCGCUUCAUCCAAGAUUCCAAGUUCAUCCAGGACAUGUCAGACACGGACACAUGGAAGGGCACUAUGAAGCUGUUCCACAAGAUCCGGACAUGGUCGCGAAUGACCAUCUGGGGUGACAGGCUCUUCCUCCAGUUCGACGGCCCUACCACCAUUCUCCUCCAGACCCGCGGCCCGCGCAUCAACGAGAUCCUGACCACGCACGAGGUCAACGAGAUCGCAGAUUCCCCCCGCGGCCUGACCAUCGGCCCGCGCAAGCCUUCGGAAGACAAGAAGACAGCCGAGGAGGCCCUCCAACCCACGCCGGAUGCGCCAUCCAGGUCUGUCGACGACUUGAUUCAGGAAGUCGAGGGGUCGGCUCAGAGGAUCGCCACUAUCACGAAGGAGGGGAAGGUUUUCUUUGAGAAAGCCGGGCAGAAGAACUGA
Aspergillus terreus NIH2624 is the source of this 1125-nucleotide messenger RNA. RefSeq names its product AIM24 family protein. The transcript has 6 exons. Lineage: Eukaryota; Fungi; Ascomycota; Eurotiomycetes; Eurotiales; Aspergillaceae. Bases 1 to 1125 code for a protein of 374 amino acids. The record is from RefSeq and is a predicted model, not a curated record. Gene Ontology annotation, biological process: inner mitochondrial membrane organization. Gene Ontology annotation, cellular component: mitochondrial inner membrane.